Molecule: messenger RNA, 659 nt
Organism: Fragaria vesca subsp. vesca
Lineage: Eukaryota; Viridiplantae; Streptophyta; Magnoliopsida; Rosales; Rosaceae
Exons: 4
Coding region: 3-659 (218 amino acids)
Source: RefSeq, a predicted model, not a curated record
CAAUGGUGAGAAUGAUGAGAAUGAUGAACUGGGUGAGGCAGAGAGGGGUGGUUUCUAUAGGGAGGAGAUUGCAUAGCUAUGAUGGGCCGAGUGAGAGCUUGAAGAUGAAGAUGGCGGAGUUGGAGAAGAUGAGGAAGAGCAAGAGUAGGAGCUUCAAGAGACAAAAGAACCAAGUGUUUGUUGAGGUUCCGGAGUCUUUGUCCUAUUUGGACACAGCCACCAUGCCCAUGUAUCUCGCCGCUGCCGGAAUGGCUCUCUUUGCUAAGCUCCUCAUGAUGUAUGAUGACUCAAGGUCGCAAGAAUUGAUUGAACGCAAGAUAAGGAAUGCUCCUGCCGAUCAAGGCACUGUUCGGAUGCUAAGUCGUGAGGAGUGGGAAGAAAUUCGAGCAGAGAGGCCGAGGACUCCAUUUGAAUCCAAGCUUGCUCGUCCAAAUGCACGUCUAAGAACUGGAGAACCAGUACGCAUGGAGGAUUUGAAAGAUUGGACAAUUGAUGUGUUCACAGAUGCAUUUGCUCGGGCUGAAGAGAGUGUUAGACGCGGUUCCAGAACAUGUAGCAAAUUGCAUGGUAAAGCCUUUGAACAAUGUUGGCUUUCCAAAGGCGAAGAUCACAUUUUUGCCAUCUUCAUGGUCAAAGAAACCUGCUGGAUCUGCUUCUGA